AAGUGGAAAAGGCAACAAAACUCAAUACCAAGUGGCCAAGCGGGACCGCUGGUACGGCGGUACCACCACAAAUAUACAAUCCCUAGACCCUGCACUUCAGAUCUCAUCCCAAAACCUUCCUAAUUUUUUCACACGCUUCAAAUUCGUCAAUCUUCAACCUCUAUUAUCCAGCACGCAACAUCGUAAUCAUCUCGGUUUUUGGGAAUUUCGGGUUCGUGUGAGACAAUAGUGUAAAGGGGAAUCAUGGGUGAGAAAUUUUGGGUGAAUGAAGAAAAGGCUUUCGUAGAAUCCGUAUUAGGUAUCGAGGCUUGUGAAUUCCUGAUCGCAUCUGCUUCUAGCAACGUAUUGGCAGAUUUGGUUUCGCCGCCAAAUAAUUUGGGUUUGCAGCAGGGGCUGUGCCAGCUGGUAGAUGGUUCCAAUUGGAAUUAUGCAAUUUUCUGGUAUGCAUCCAGCUUGAAAUCUGGUGGGUCCAUCUUGAUUUGGGGUGAUGGGGUUUGCCGAAAUCCCAAGGGCGGUGGGGCGGGAGAGGGGAAUUCUAUUGGGGAUAGCAAAUUUGAGGCAGUUGAGAAAAGAGAGAAAGUGAAGAAGAUUGUGCUUCAAAAGCUGCAUGCUUGCUUUAAUGUGUUAGAUGGGGAUAAUUAUGCAGCAAAUUUGGAUAGGGUUUCGGAUUUGGAAAUGUUUUACCUCAUUUCUAUGUAUUUUACUUUCCUCUGUGAUUCAUCAUAUGCUCCUGCAGAGUCAUAUAAGUCUGGUAGAUCAAUUUGGGCUUCAGAUAUGAUUAGUUGUUUAGAGCAGUAUCAAUUGAGAUCAGUUUUAGCAAGGUCAGCUGGACUCCAAACAGUAGUGUUUUUACCUGUCAAGUCUGGAGUUGUGGAGCUUGGUUCAAUCAAGUCAAUUCCUGAAGAGCACAAUCUUGUGGAAAGGGCAAAAACUAUAUUUGGGGCAUCAAAUGCUGUUCAGGCAAGAGCAUGCCCAAAAAUUUUUGGCCAUGAACUAAGUCUUGGUGGCACAAAAUCCCGACCAAUUAGUAUUAACUUUUCUCCUAAGGUUGAAGAUGAUUUGAUUUUUGCUUCAGAAUCAUAUGCAGAAGCAAUAGGCACUAAUCCAGUUUAUGGAAGUACUUCUAAUGGCUGUGCAGGCGACCCCAAUGAAGCAAAACUUUUUCCACAGUUGAACCAAAUGAAUCUUUCAGGUUUCAAUGCUGAAACUAUGGUUACUGGUUUGGAGCAGCCUAAGGAUGACUUGUCACCUCAGCUAGAUGAGCGGAAACCAAGGAAGAGAGGGAGAAAGCCUGCCAAUGGGCGUGAAGAGCCACUGAAUCAUGUCGAAGCAGAGCGACAGAGGAGGGAGAAGCUCAAUCAGAGAUUCUAUGCAUUAAGAGCUGUUGUCCCCAAUAUCUCUAAAAUGGACAAGGCCUCUCUACUUGGUGACGCUAUUACUUAUAUCACUGAUCUCCAGAUGAAGAUUAGAGUUUUGGAAACUGAGAAGGAGGUGACUAACAAUAGGCGAAAGCAACCUUCAUUGCCAGAGAUUGAUUUCCAGGCAAGACAGGAUGAUGCUGUAGUGAGGCUGAGCUGUCCUUUGGAUGCUCACCCAGUUUCUAGCAUCCUAGAAACAUUCCAAGAACAUCAAAUUACAGCUCAAGAGUGUAAUGUGUCAACCACAACGGAGAAUGAUAAGAUUAUUCACACAUUCUCUAUCCGGACGCAAAGUGGUGUUGCUGAGCAGCUGAAGGAGAAACUGGAGACUGCCCUUUCUAAAUGAUCCCACUGUACAGUUGUGUUUGUAAUCUCAGUCCCUCCCAUGCAUGUCAUUGUCGAAAGAAAGGGGGGAGAUUAUCUUGCUUGUGACUAACAAAUGACUGUCAGCUUGUGCCAUUAAUAUUCUGUAAUCUAACUUAAUGUUGUUGUAUGAACUUCUUAUGUCAAAUUUGUAGACAUGGCAUUGGUAA
This is a messenger RNA of Hevea brasiliensis (rubber tree), 1951 nucleotides long. RefSeq names its product transcription factor MTB3-like. The record is from RefSeq and is a predicted model, not a curated record. Gene Ontology annotation, cellular component: nucleus. NCBI's taxonomy places the organism in Eukaryota, Viridiplantae, Streptophyta, Magnoliopsida, Malpighiales, Euphorbiaceae. The transcript is spliced from 2 exons. Gene Ontology annotation, biological process: regulation of DNA-templated transcription. Gene Ontology annotation, molecular function: protein dimerization activity; DNA-binding transcription factor activity; transcription cis-regulatory region binding. Bases 244 to 1764 code for a protein of 506 amino acids.